This is a messenger RNA of Phialemonium atrogriseum, 948 nucleotides long. Its product is annotated as dihydrofolate reductase. Bases 1 to 948 code for a protein of 315 amino acids. The record is from RefSeq and is a predicted model, not a curated record. Gene Ontology annotation, biological process: secondary metabolic process. NCBI's taxonomy places the organism in Eukaryota, Fungi, Ascomycota, Sordariomycetes, Cephalothecales, Cephalothecaceae. Gene Ontology annotation, cellular component: nucleus; cytoplasm. Gene Ontology annotation, molecular function: hydrolase activity. The transcript is spliced from 2 exons.
AUGACAGACAGCGGGCAACAGAGCUCAAGUGAGUCAAGUGCCGCGGAUAAGAAGAGAGCGACGAACAAUGGCAGUAGCAAGAAGGAACUCAGGAUUUUGAUGCUUCAUGGAUACACCCAAUCCGGCCCCCUCUUCCGCGCCAAGACCCGCGCCCUCGAGAAGCUCCUCCAAAAGGCCCUCUCCCCGCUCGGCCUGGUCCCCACGCUGAUCUACCCGACGGCGCCGAACCGGCUCUCCGCCCGCGACGUGCCGGGCUACGUACCACCACCGCCGGCGGACGAGGGCGGCUCGGCCGAGGCCGAGGCUGAGGCCGACGACUCCGACUCCUGGGCUUGGUACCGCAAGGACGAGGCCACGGGCGCGUACCGCCUCCUCGACGCGGGCAUGCGGCGCCUGGCCGAGACGAUGCGCGACGUCGUCGGCCGGGCACAACCGCCGCCGGAGCCCUCCUCCUCCUCAUCCCCCCCGGGAGUCGGCUGGGGCGGCAUCGACGGCGUCGUGGGCUUCAGCCAGGGCGGCAGCAUGGCGGCGAUGCUAGCGGCGGCGAUGGAGACGCUCCCCCCCCCCGCCGCCGCGGCAGGUUCCGGUCCAGGUCCGGGUUCGGAUCCGGCCCCGCCGCCGCGGGAGGCGCCACUGGGCGCGGACUGGGACUGGGUUGGCGCGGUGCGCGAGGCGAACGGCGGGGUGCCGCUGAGGUUCGCCGUCGUGUACAGCGGCUUCUACGCGCCUCCGGCGGAGCUGGCGUGGCUCUACGAGCCCCCGAUCUCGACGCCGACGCUGCACUUCAUCGGGAGCCUCGACACCGUGGUGGACGAGUCGCGGAGCCAGGGUUUGGUGGCGAGGUGCGAGGACCCCGUCGUCGCGGUGCAUCCCGGCGGGCACUACGUCCCCAUAUCGAAGCAGUGGGUCAUGCCACUGGUUGGCUUUAUCCAGAAGUGUGUUUCCUGA